CGCCAACUGCAUCACGUUAGACUCUGAAGCUGUUUGGUAGCUAUAAAUCUUUGAAGACGCGGCGAUGAAUAGUGCAGUAUUUGAAUUCAAGACCUCGUUUCCAAGUCACAGUUAUUUCAUAUGAAAUGAAACCCUGAAGCUCUUAACAUGGGAAAGAAGCGAAUAAAGGGAAGACAUGUACAGCCAGAUGAAAGUUCUUCGCUGGAAGUGCUAGAGCCUGUAUGCAAACACCUUCGUAAAGGAUUGGAACAAGGUCACCUGAAAAAGGUGUUGCAGAAUGUGGACUGGAAUGCCUGCCAAGAUUGCCAGUCAUUGGGUAGUGAGACACAUGAGAAAUAUGAAGAGGAAGCAGAAGACAGACCUUCAAUAUGGUUAUGUCUCAAAUGUGGCCAUAGGGGCUGCGGCAGAGAUUCUAAAGAACAGCAUGCUUUAAAGCAUUAUGAAACCCCAAGAUCAGAUUCUCACUGUUUGGUUCUUAGUUUAGACAAUUGGAGUGUGUGGUGCUACUUGUGUGAUAAAGAAGUCCAGUACAAUAGUUCCACUCAGUUGGGCCAACUUGUGGAUUAUGUUCGAAAGCAAGCUCGUGCGAACAUCCAGACUGCAGCAUCCACAGAUGAAGAGAACAAGCAGUUGGAAAAUAAGAAAAUAAAAGACCACAGAAAUGAAGAAGAGAGGGAGAAAAAAGAGACCUUAAUGAAGGACAACAACCUUCAUUUAAAUGGCAAUGCAGAAGUUGCUGUGAAGGGUCUCAGUAACUUGGGGAAUACGUGCUUUUUUAAUGCUGUUCUGCAGAAUUUAUCACAGACACCAAUUCUGAGAGAGCUGCUGAAGGAAGUUAAAAUGGCUGAUGCAACGCUUACCAUUGAGCCUCCAGAAUUUUCAUUAACGGAACCUCUGGUGAUUAAACUUGAUCACCCAAGACCCCUGACACUGGCAAUGUGUCAGUUUCUAACAGAAAUGCAAGAGACUAAAACAGGAACUGUAACCCCUAAAGAACUCUUCUCUCAGGUCUGUAAAAAAGCAAUACGUUUUAAAGGAUAUCAGCAGCAGGACAGUCAGGAGCUGCUUCGCUAUUUACUGGAUGGGAUGCGAACAGAAGAAACUCAACGCACGUGUGCUAGUAUUUUUAAAGCACUGAAUAAUUCUGCUGACAAAGAAAAUGAAGAGCUAAAGAAGAAAAUCAAAGAGUAUGACAAGAGAAAGGCACCACACAGCUUCAUAGAUCGUAUUUUUGGUGGAGAAUUAACAAGUACCAUCAUGUGUGAAGAGUGUCAAACUGUAUCUUUAGUUCAUGAGUCAUUCCUUGAUUUAUCACUCCCUGUCUUAAAUGAUCAGAGUGGUAAGAAGAAAACAAAUGAUAAAAAUACUAAAAAAGUACAGGAAAAGGAGACAGAAGAUGAAGAUGACAACAUAAAAACUGAUCGGUAUUUGAAGGAGAGGGAUGAGGCUCCUGGGAUCAGUAAGCACUUCCAGAAGAAGGCAAAGAAAAUGGCCAAAAAGCAAGCAAAGAAUCAGCGACGCCAACAAAAACUUCAAGAAAAGGUGAUCAAUCUAACAUAUACUUGUGCCACAGAACAAUGUGAAGUUAGUCAAGAUUGUAGUAAAGAAACAAAAAGUAGCGCUGAGGUUACCAACGUAAAGCAAGCAGAGGAAUCCUUAAACCAUUGUGAAGACCACACUACAGAUGAAAAAGAAAGUAUAGAUGGGCAAGAGAUAAUAAAAGAGGUGCAGAAUAUAGAAAAAUGUAAUGAAAAUACAGAAUGCUAUGACCAAGAAGCAAACAGUGAAGCUGGUAUGGAGUUUUCCACUGGAAAUUUUGUUCCUGCUUUGGAGUGUGUGAAUAAAUUUGAUCACCUGUCUCUCAAAGAUGAGAUUUCUGAGGAAGUCAAGAUUUCAAAGGAAGAUGAGGAGAUUUCUAAUGUCUUUAACAAAUUAUCUUUGGAUGCUGAGUCAGAUAAUAUGGAUAUCUUAUAUGAACUUGAUUCUGAAACAAAAAUCUAUGAAGUAGUGAAUGAGGACCCGGAAACAGCAUUUUGUACUCUUGCAAACAGGGAAGUGAUGAGCACCGAAGAAGGUUCAGUCCUUCGUUGUUUAUAUCAGUUCACUCAUAAUGAGCAACUCUGUGAAAAUAAUAAACUUCUCUGUGAUGUAUGCACACGAAGACAACUUUGUGGACCAAAAAAUGCUGCAAAACAUGUCAAGAAAUUCAUAUAUACGAAUGCCAAAAAGCAAAUGCUUAUUUCUCUUGCUCCUCCGAUUUUAACUCUUCAUUUAAAGAGAUUUCAACAGGCUGUAUAUAAUCUCCAAAAAGUGAACAAGCACAUAAAGUUUCCAGAAGUAAUGGAUUUGGCUCCUUUUUGCUCAGUUAAGUGUAAGAAUGUUGUAGAGGGGAGUCAAAGAGUAUUAUAUUCUUUGUAUGGUGUUGUUGAACAUAGUGGUACUAUGAGGUCUGGCCACUACACUGCUUAUGUGAAGACAAGAGCUGCUAACAACCAACUUUCUGAUCUUGUUCUCCAUGGCAAGAGUCUACAAACUUCAGGAAUACAAUCAUCCAAAGGACAAUGGUUUCACAUUAGCGAUACCCAUGUGCAAGCAGUACCUGUAUCGAAAGUGCUGAAUGCACAAGCAUAUCUCCUAUUCUAUGAGAGACUACUGUAAAUGAGCUGCUCAGUGUUCUCCCACGGACUAAAUUUAAAGGAAACCCAGGAAAGUUCUAUCACAACUAUAAUCAUGUUCAAUUUGUUGAAUAUACAGUGUACAGGAUUAUCCACUGCCUGCAUUUAAACAGAACAAGUUUAUCCUUCAUGCUUUUAAAAAUAAUACUUUAAAACUAAUCUGUUCUCUGAGUAGUUAAUAGAACUUUUACUUUAUCACUUUAAGCUACAGCUAUACAUCACAUGAAGGGCAUACAACAAGAUAUUCUUCCUGUAGUUUAAAUUCUAGUCCACAUUGCUAUGCAGGAAAUUCAAAAACUUUACUGUAGA
Messenger RNA from Eublepharis macularius, 2984 nucleotides. RefSeq names its product ubiquitin specific peptidase 16 (gene USP16). The coding region runs from base 148 to 2658 and encodes 836 amino acids. The transcript has 18 exons. The record is from RefSeq and is a predicted model, not a curated record. Gene Ontology annotation, molecular function: cysteine-type deubiquitinase activity; cysteine-type endopeptidase activity; zinc ion binding. Gene Ontology annotation, biological process: regulation of cell cycle; regulation of gene expression. Gene Ontology annotation, cellular component: nucleus; cytosol. Lineage: Eukaryota; Metazoa; Chordata; Lepidosauria; Squamata; Eublepharidae.